Messenger RNA from Humulus lupulus (European hop), 909 nucleotides. RefSeq lists its product as uncharacterized. NCBI's taxonomy places the organism in Eukaryota, Viridiplantae, Streptophyta, Magnoliopsida, Rosales, Cannabaceae. The record is from RefSeq and is a predicted model, not a curated record. The transcript is spliced from 3 exons. Bases 1 to 909 code for a protein of 302 amino acids.
AUGGAUUGCUGCAACAUGCUGAGUUGGAACGUUAGGGGGAUUAAUAAAAAGAAUAAGCAGUGGGCAGUAUUGGAUGUCUGCAUGAUGAAUAAAAUUGGUAUUGGGGCAUUGCUUGAAACAAAAAUCAAAGGGGAUAGAAUAAAGGAUGUAAUGAAUUCAAAUUUUACUAGUUGGAAGUUCUAUAGCAGUUCUGUUUUGGAGAGUCGAAUUUUGCUAAUAUGGAAAGCUCAUUUGGUGAUGAUUGAUAUCCUUAAGGAGAGUGAUCAACUUUUACACAGUAGAGUUUGUUUGCUUGGCAGGAACCUUGAUUAUUGUCUCUCUAUUGUCUAUGAUGAUAGACUUGGUGGAAGACCUAUUUCUGUGAAGGAAAUGGAGGAUGCUCGUCAGUGGCUAGCUUUAGGGGAGGCUGUUGAAAUGAAGACCUUGGGGCCAGCUUACACUUGGUCUAAUAAACAAGAUGGGGGAGCUCAUCACUAUUUUCUUCUUAUCAAACAGGUGGACUUUAGAAGGUCGGGAGUGAAGCCUUUUCAGUUUUCUAAUAUGUGGGCUUCUCAUGCUAAGUUCAGGGAGACUGUUCUUACUAUCCCUUUAGAGGGCCAAGGGUUAGUUAAACUUGUUGGGAAACUCACAAGACUUAAACAUGUUUUGAAGAAAUUUAAUUGGAAGUCUAUGGGAGAUGUUGUUUAUAACUAUGAGGAAAGUAAAACCAAAUUUCAGCAGGCCCAAGCUGCUCUUUACUCAGAUCCUUUAAAUACCUCCUUACUGUCUAAAGAAAGAGAAGCUCAGUUGGAUUACAGUAGGCAUGAGAAGAUUUAUGCUAGUUUUAUUCGCCAAAAAAGUAAGAUCACUUGGCUCCAUUUUGGUGAUGAAAAUUCCUCAUUUUUUCAUGCUAGCUUGAAACAGAGAUAG